Messenger RNA from Rattus rattus (black rat), 1591 nucleotides. RefSeq names its product cytochrome P450 11B1, mitochondrial-like. Gene Ontology annotation, cellular component: mitochondrial inner membrane; mitochondrion. Gene Ontology annotation, molecular function: iron ion binding; corticosterone 18-monooxygenase activity; steroid 11-beta-monooxygenase activity. The transcript has 8 exons. The coding region runs from base 183 to 1496 and encodes 437 amino acids. Gene Ontology annotation, biological process: glucocorticoid biosynthetic process; cellular response to peptide hormone stimulus; aldosterone biosynthetic process. The record is from RefSeq and is a predicted model, not a curated record. Lineage: Eukaryota; Metazoa; Chordata; Mammalia; Rodentia; Muridae.
CAGCAGCAGGCAUUGCAGAGGUAGGACAAGGGAGAAAGCCUCUACCUCCAGAAGAACCAUCAGCUCAGUAUACAUUUCUAGGGCAAGUCCAGGGACACAUCCUGCAGUGACAUUAUCAGUCAGCGAUUCAUGUCUUCAAGAGAAGAUAAAAGGCCACGGACUAAACACAGGAAGAGAGGAGGAUGGCAAUGGCUCUCAGGGUGACAGCAGAUGUGUGGGCAAGACCCUGGCAGUGCCUGCAAUGGACGAGGGCACUGGGCACUACGGCAACACUGGCCCCCAAGACACCGAAGCCCUUUGAAGCCAUACCACAAUACUCCAGGAACAAGUGGCUGAAGAUGAUACAGAUCCUGAGGGAGCAGGGCCAAGAGAACCUACACCUGGAGGUGCACCAGGCCUUCCAGGAGCUGGGGCCCAUUUUCAGGCACAGUGCAGGGGGAACACAGAUUGUGUCUGUGAUGCUGCCUGAGGAUGCUGAGAAGCUGUACCAGGUGGAGAGGAUGGUCCCGUGUCGGCAAGCCCCGAUGCCCUGGCUGGCAUACAGGGAAUUCCGUGGCCUGAGACGUGGUGUGUUCUUGCUAAAUGGGGCAGACUGGCGCUUCACCCGACUGCAGCUGAAUCCAAAUAUGCUGUCACCAAAAGCCAUUCAAUAUUUUGUCCCCUUGGUGGAUGUGGUAGCAAGGGACUUUGUGGAAAACCUGAAGAAGAGAAUGCUGGAGAAUGUUCAUGGAAGCAUGUCUAUAGACAUUCAGUCCAAUAUGUUCAACUAUACCAUGAAAGCCAACCAUUUUGUUAUUUUCGGAGAGCGUCUGGGCCUCACAGGCCAUGACCUGAACCCUGAGCACCUGAAGUUCACUCAUGCUCUGGACUCAAUGUUCAAGUCCACCACACAGCUCAUGUUCUUACCCAAGAGCUUGACUCGUUGGACAAGCACCGGGGUGUGGAAAGGACACUUUGAGUCCUGGGAUAUCAUCUCUGAGUAUGUCACAAAAUCUAUCAAGAAUGUGUAUCGAGAACUGGCAGAGGGUCGCCAACAGUCCUGGAGUGUCAUGUCAGAGAUGGUAGCACAGAGUACUCUGUCAAUGGAUGCCAUCCAUGCCAACGCAAUGGAACUUAUUGUUGGAAGUGUUGACACGACAGGAACUUCCUUGGUAAUGACCCUUUUUGAGCUGGCUCGGAACCCAGAUGUUCAGCAGGCCCUGCGGCAGGAGAGCCUAGCAGCUGAGGCCAGCAUCGCUGCUAAUCCCCAGAAGGCCAUGUCAGACCUGCCCUUGCUGAGGGCUGCCCUUAAAGAGACCUUGAGGCUCUACCCUGUUGGUAGCUGUUUGGAUAGAAUCGUAGACUCAGACCUGGUGCUUCAGAACUAUCAUGUCCCUGCUGGGAUGCUGAAAACCUUCCAGGUGGAGACACUGAGGCAAGAGGAUAUGCAGAUGGCCUAUCGCUAUGUUUUGAUGCCCAGCUCUAGUCCUGUCCUCACUUUCCGGCCCGUCAGCUAGUCACCUUACAUCUGGGGCCCUAGUCAGUCCACCAGCCUACCUCUGUCCUGACACCCAAGGUCACACUUAUCUGCCAGCAGAGUUUUUUGGGGGGA